CCGCCCUGAAGAGGAUGGAGGUGGCCGGGGACGUGGGUGCUGCAGAACCCGGCGAGACCCGGCCUCUAAAGCCGUGUCUGCUGCGCCGCAACCACAGCCGCGAACAGCACGGCGUGGCGGCCUCCAGCCUCGAGGAGCUGAGGAGCAAGGCCUAUGACAUUCUGGCCAUUGAUAAGUCCCUGGCAGUCACCCUGGUCCUGGCAGAGGAUGGCACCAUAGUGGAUGAUGACGAUUACUUCCUGUGUCUACCUUCCAAUACUAAGUUCGUGGCAUUGGCCGGUAAUGAGAAGUGGGCAUACUGCAAUUCAGAUGGAGGUACAGCCUGGAUUUCCCAAGAGUCCGUUGAGGUAGAUGAACCAGACAGCGGGUCAGAGUUGCAGUGGAAGAAUGUCGCCAGGCAGCUAAAAGAAGAUCUAUCCAGCAUCAUCCUCCUGUCAGAGCAUGAUCUCCAGGUGCUCAUUGAUGUUCCGUGUUCAGACCUGGCUCAGGAACUGUGCCAAAGCUGUGUCACGGUCCAGGGGCUCCAGAACACCCUCCAGCAGGUGCUUGACCAGAGGGAGAAAGCCCGUCAGUCCAAGCAGCUCUUGGAGCUUUACCUCCAGGCUUUGGAGAAGGAGGGCAGCAUCUUGUCAAAGCAGCAAGAUUCCAAAGCUGGCUUCAGUGACGAGAGGGAUGCAGUUGACACGGGAAUUAGCAGAGAGAGCUCCCCUGAAAUUACACUUAGGAGCCAGAUUCUCACUGCACUGAAGGAGAAGCCUGCUCCGGAGCUGAGUUUGUCUAGUCAGGAUUUGGAGCUGGUUACCAAGGAAGACCCCAAAGCAUUGGCUGUUGCUUUGAACUGGGACAUAAAGAAGACGGAAACUGUUCAACAGGCCUGUAAUCAGGAACUAAGCCUGCGCCUCCAGCAGAUACAGAGCUUGCAUUCUCUCAGGAAUAUUUCAGCCAGGAAGAAUUCGCUGCCUGGAGAACUGCAGAAUCCUAAAUGAGCCAAACAAGACUCCACAUAGUAUAGCUGGAAAUAUGCC
This is a messenger RNA of Ceratotherium simum simum (southern white rhinoceros), 1025 nucleotides long. RefSeq names its product DNA fragmentation factor subunit alpha-like. Lineage: Eukaryota; Metazoa; Chordata; Mammalia; Perissodactyla; Rhinocerotidae. Gene Ontology annotation, molecular function: deoxyribonuclease inhibitor activity. Gene Ontology annotation, cellular component: chromatin. The record is from RefSeq and is a predicted model, not a curated record. Gene Ontology annotation, biological process: apoptotic process; apoptotic DNA fragmentation; negative regulation of execution phase of apoptosis.